Messenger RNA from Daldinia loculata, 364 nucleotides. RefSeq lists its product as uncharacterized. Lineage: Eukaryota; Fungi; Ascomycota; Sordariomycetes; Xylariales; Hypoxylaceae. The record is from RefSeq and is a predicted model, not a curated record. The coding region runs from base 125 to 364 and encodes 79 amino acids. The transcript has 2 exons.
GCUCGCAGCUUUCAGACCUUUACUCCCCUACCCACGCUACUCUUGUAAAUCUUCAACUCUUGCAGCAUUUUUCCUUGUCUUGGUUACUUCCUCUUCUACUUUACCAAGAGAGCCAUAACCCAAGAUGUCUAAGGCAAGGUUGAUAAAGGAGAAGAUAAGAUUUGCAGGGCAGAAUGGGUACAUAGAUGAUGUCAACACCGUGAACGACGAUCCUGUCUCCCAACAAGUUGAAGAAUACACCGAUGAAAGGUUCAAGUCAAAGGACCCGGUGGCAAAGUCGCCGCCACAUAGUCCGAAAACGACAGAUCAACCAAGUCCAGGCCAGCAAAAGGACUAUCCAGUCGAGUGUCUGCUUGACAAGUAG